Messenger RNA from Cebus imitator (Panamanian white-faced capuchin), 5294 nucleotides. RefSeq names its product polyhomeotic homolog 3 (gene PHC3). The record is from RefSeq and is a predicted model, not a curated record. Bases 30 to 2801 code for a protein of 923 amino acids. Gene Ontology annotation, molecular function: protein binding; zinc ion binding. Gene Ontology annotation, cellular component: PRC1 complex; nucleus. Lineage: Eukaryota; Metazoa; Chordata; Mammalia; Primates; Cebidae. The transcript is spliced from 14 exons.
CAGCCCACGUUAGUGAUGGAGGAGAGAAGAUGGCGGAAGCGGAAUUUAAGGACCAUAGUACAGUUAUGGAUAGUGAACCAAACCCUGGAACAUCUGUGUCAACCACAACCAGCAGUACCACCACCACCACCAUCACCACUUCCUCCUCUCGAAUGCAGCAGCCACAGAUCUCUGUCUACAGUGGUUCAGACCGACAUGCUGUACAGGUGAUUCAACAGGCAUUACAUCGGCCCCCCAGCUCAGCUGCUCAAUAUCUUCAGCAAAUGUAUGCAGCCCAACAGCAGCACUUGAUGCUGCAUACUGCAGCUCUUCAGCAGCAGCAUUUAAGCAGCAGCCAGCUUCAGAGCCUUGCUGCCGUUCAGGCAAGUCUGUCCAGUGGAAGACCAUCUACAUCUCCUACAGGAAGUGUCACACAACAGUCAAGUAUGUCCCAAACAUCUAUCAACCUCUCCACUUCUCCUACACCUGCACAGUUAAUAAGCCGUUCCCAGGCUUCCAGUUCUACCAGCGGCAGUAUUACCCAACAGACUAUGUUACUAGGGAGUACUUCCCCUACCCUAACGGCAAGCCAAGCUCAAAUGUAUCUCCGAGCUCAAAUGCUGAUUUUCACACCUGCUACCACUGUGGCUGCUGUACAGUCUGACAUUCCUGUUGUCUCGUCGUCAUCGUCAUCUUCCUGUCAGUCUGCAGCUACUCAGGUUCAGAAUUUAACAUUACGCAGCCAGAAGUUGGGUGUAUUAUCUAGCUCACAGAAUGGUCCACCAAAAAGCACUAGUCAAACUCAGUCAUUGACAAUUUGUCAUAACAAAACAACAGUGACCAGUUCUAAAAUCAGCCAACGAGAUCCUUCUCCAGAAAGUAAUAAGAAAGGAGAAAGCCCAAGUCUGGAAUCACGAAGCACAGCUGUCACCCGGACAUCAAGUAUUCAUCAGUUAAUAGCACCAGCUUCAUAUUCUCCAAUUCAGCCUCAUUCUCUAAUAAAACAUCAGCAGAUUCCUCUUCAUUCACCACCUUCCAAAGUUUCCCAUCAUCAGCUGAUAUUACAACAGCAGCAACAGCAAAUUCAGCCAAUCACACUUCAGAAUCCAACUCAAGACCCACCCCCAUCCCAGCACUGUAUACCACUCCAGAACCAUGGCCUUCCUCCAGCUCCCAGUAAUACCCAGCCACAGCAUUGUUCACCAAUUCAGAGUCAUCCCCCUCCUUUAACAGUGUCUCCUAACCAGUCACAAUCAGCACAGCAGUCUGUAGUGGUAUCUCCUCCACCACCUCAUUCACCAAGUCAGUCUCCUACUAUAAUUAUUCAUCCGCAAGCACUUAUUCAGCCACAUCCUCUUGUGUCAUCAGCUCUCCAGCCAGGGCCAAAUUUGCAGCAGUCCACUACUAAUCAGGUGCAACCUACAGCACAGUUGAAUCUUCCAUCUCAUCUUCCACUUCCAGCUUCCCCUGUUGUACACAUUGGCCCAGUUCAACAGUCUGCCUUGGUAUCCCCAGGCCAGCAAAUUGUCUCUCCAUCACACCAGCAAUAUUCAACCCUGCAGUCCUCUCCAAUCCCAAUUGCAAGUCCUCCACAGAUGUCGACAUCUCCUCCAGCUCAGAUUCCACCACUGCCCUUGCAGUCUAUGCAGUCUUUACAAGUGCAGCCUGAAAUUCUGUCCCAGGGCCAGGUUUUGGUGCAGAAUGCUUUGGUGUCAGAAGAGGAGCUUCCAGCCGCAGAAGCUUUGGUCCAGUUGCCAUUUCAGACUCUUCCUCCUCCACAGACUGUUGCGGUAAACCUACAAGUGCAACCACCAGCACCUGUUGAUCCACCAGUGGUUUAUCAAGUAGAAGAUGUAUGUGAAGAAGAAAUGCCAGAAGAGUCAGAUGAAUGUGUCCGGAUGGAUAGAACCCCACCACCACCCACUUUGUCUCCAGCAGCUAUAACUGUGGGGAGAGGAGAAGAUUUGACUUCUGAACAUCCUUUGUUAGGUGAGAAAAAUAACAAACUUUGUGGGAAUUUUUCUAUUGUGAGUCGUUCGUCUUUGCUAAUAGAACAGCCUGUGAAAAAACGGCCUCUUUUGGAUAAUCAGGUGAUAAAUUCAGUGUGUGUUCAGCCAGAGCUACAGAAUAAUACAAAACAUGCAGAUAAUUCAUCUGACACAGAGAUGGAAGACAUGAUUGCUGAAGAGACAUUAGAAGAAAUGGACAGUGAGUUGCUCAAGUGUGAAUUCUGUGGGAAAAUGGGAUAUGCUAAUGAAUUUUUGCGGUCAAAACGAUUCUGCACGAUGUCAUGUGCCAAAAGGUACAAUGUUAGCUGUUCUAAAAAAUUUGCACUUAGUCGUUGGAAUCGUAAGCCUGAUAAUCAAAGUCUUGGGCAUCGUGGCCGUCGUCCAAGUGGCCCUGAUGGGGCAGCGAGAGAACAUAUCCUUAGGCAGCUUCCAAUUACUUAUCCAUCUGCAGAAGAAGACUUGGCUUCUCAUGAAGAUUCUGUGCCAUCUGCUAUGACAACUCGUCUGCGCAGGCAGAGUGAGCGGGAAAGAGAACGUGAGCUUCGGGAUGUGAGAAUUCGGAAAAUGCCUGAGAACACUGACUUGCUACCAGUUGCACAAACAGAGCCAUCUAUUUGGACAGUCGAUGAUGUCUGGGCCUUCAUUCAUUCUUUGCCUGGCUGCCAGGAUAUCGCAGAUGAAUUCAGAGCACAGGAGAUUGAUGGACAGGCCCUUCUCUUGCUAAAAGAAGACCAUCUCAUGAGUGCAAUGAAUAUCAAGCUAGGCCCAGCCCUGAAGAUCUGUGCACGCAUCAACUCUCUGAAGGAAUCUUAACAGGAACAUGAAGCCUUGAUAAAACAGCAGUUUUACUCUUCUCAUACAAACUUGUAAGGUAAAGGCCUAACUUGGUCUAGAGUAUGACACUUAUUGUGGUGGAUAGCCGAGCACAUUGGGACCUCCGCAUCAAAUACUGACAUUUCUUCUACAGGUAUAAUAAUUCAUCGUACAUUUUCAUAAUUAACCAUUGGUAAAGUUAAUUUUACAGGUUACAUGAAACACUGAAAGACUUGUUGUUAUAGAGGGCCAUGAUAUUUUUCAAAGAAAUGUGUUAUACUAGAUAAUUUUUUUAAAGGUGAUGUUUAUCAUUAAUAUAAAGAAUCCUUUUAAAAGUAAUUUAAUGAUUUACAUUUCUCCUGUUUUGAUUUGGUUUUCUUAUACAUUUUUUUACCCUAUUAGUUUUCUAAAGGUUGUCAUGAGAGAUAUGUUAUGGCAUAAUUUAGUAGUCCAGUGACGGAAUCAUAUGCAAUGAAAUCAGUGUACACUUUAAAAAACAUGUCUUUUAGACAUGCUUUAUCUAUAAAAAAGGAAUUGUGUUUUAGUGUGAACAAUACUGAUCUGGAAGUGAAAACAGUUUCUAGUCCGAACUUGACCAAGAAUUUGGUUUGACUGAGAAAGUUUUCCUCUCCGUUUUUGUACAUUUAGAGCAGUGGUUUUCAAUAGAGGUCAGUUUUGAUCGCCAGGGGACAUCUGGCAAGUCUAGAGACAUUUUGGUUGUCACAGCUUGACGGGGCGUUCAAGGGAGGGUUCUAGAUACUACUGGUAUCUAGGAGGUAGAAGCCAGAGAUGUUUCUACAUAUUUUAUGGCACGCAGGACAGCACACCUCCACUACAAAGAAUUAUUGAUUCAAAAAUGUCAGUAGUGCCAAGGUUGAGAAACUCUGAUAUAGAAGGAGUGAUAAAUAUUGUUUUCACCCAAAGGGAUCUUUUUUAAAAAUGGAGCAUAGCAAACAUAUAUGAUGGAAGUGUUAUUCCGAUAACAUUAAUAUUCUGUUGAAUUAUUUUUUUUCUAGUUUAAUCAUGCUAGAAAAAGAAAAAAAGAUCUACAAAUUGGCCUAUAAAAUAAGGACUGACAUAACAAAUAAUUUAAUUCUCAGAAAGUACUAAUUCAUUCUGAUUAUCUUUCAUACCUCUGUGCUCCUCUGCACUGAUGAAGGCAUAAUAUGAUUAUACCUAUGAACCAGUGUACAGCCUUUUCUGGAAAGAAAAUAGUUUUUUAGUAGAUAUGUCAUUGCUCUUUGGAUUUUUUUUCUAAUGUUGAACAAUGCUGGGACUAGCUAGAAUGCACAUUCCUACUUCCUUUACCAAACCUUUGCAUGCUUCCUGCAAAGCACUUACCAAGUGAUUUCUCUUGAAUGAUCAGAUGUAAGUUUGUAUGUACAUGUUUGAGGAAAACAAUUUAAAGCAGAACCUUUUACUGAACAGUGUUCUACAGAAUUAUGACACUAAAACAAAACUGUGGAAGCCCUGAAAGCUUUAUAGUCCUGGACAUCAAAAAUUUUAUUUCAGAUGAUGAAUGUUUUGUUUUAAUCUUUUCUUAUAUUACCAUGAUUGAGAUAUUUUAGUAAUUGAAGGAACAUACACAGAUAUUUGGCAGAAGUUGAGUAAGUAGGGGAAAAAAAGAGUCCGUGAGUUUCAGUCAUUUUCAUUGCUCUUUUCAGAAAGAUUGUGUUCAGCUAGUAGAAGACUAAAGAUGUCGCUGAAGACAUCACAGAUAUUAUAUUUAUCUUUUGGCUUUGUGUACAUUAGAGAAUGUUGAUUAUUUUUAUACAAAAAUACAGCGGGUAAUUUUUUUAAUCUUUAGAUGCCUCUUGUUUGAAUGUAUGCUUUGUGGAAUUCUUUGUGUAGUAAUGUUUUUAAAAAAAAAAGAUGUUUACUGAUAGUUACAUGUAGGAUUAGAAUGUGUAAUAUAAGGCUCAUGUUCCAGACCUACAGUAGCUUGUAGUCUGUGUUACAUAUUUCUUUUUAUCACAUUUUUAAUCAUUGGAUUAAAGUUUCAAGGAAAGCUAGGUACUCUAUAAUCAGUUUUCAUUUAUUAGCAGUUUAUCAUCAUGACAGAAUUGUCAUACGCUUGACUUUUCCCCUCUUCUUGCAAUUUCAGAACACAAAUACAGGCUGAGCAUUAGUAAGUGACAGCCCACAGUAUGAGGGAGGGAGGUGCAAUGGAAAUCUUGCCUGGAAUUAAAACUUCUCAUAGAUUAUUCGCAAUUAAUACAACAUUUAUUGUUUGGGGAUAGACUCCUCCAUCAGUAAUGGUUACCUCCCAUAUUACCUAUGGCCUUUAAGGCAUCAAUUUUGAACUGUGUUGUAGGCUCUCCUUUUAUUUACUCUCUUCCAUAAUAUCAGCCAUUCUGUACUUACUGAAAGCCCCUGUGCCUACCACUGUUGUAAUUAUUCAGGAGAGGCUUACAAGAGGAGUUUCUAUUGGAGAAUACCUUAUAAUCUUAAAUUUAGUCCAGAUCUCCUGUUGUCCCAACUCAGAACAUAGCC